UCAAUACUUAGUUGUUAGCUUACACUAUAUUGGCGGGAGUCUGCCGCUUCUUUCAUUUCAAUCCCGCUAAAAAUAACAAAAAGAAACCUCCAAAAUCGAGCCCUAAAACUCAAUUUCCAUCAAAAGAUAUAUCCAAACACAACAAUCGUGAUAUUGAAUCCGAUGGGCAAGAGCGAUGCUAAUCAGCAGUUGGCCGUGGCUAAGGCGGCGUACCAUAAUGCUAAAGCUGACGGCAACCGCCAGGAGGAGGCCAGGUGGGCGAAUAUGAUAGGCGACAUCCUCAAGAAUCGAGGGGAAUACUUCAAGGCUCUCAGGUGGCUGCGCAUUGACUACGACAUCUCCGCUAAGUACUUGCCGGAGAAGCACCUGCUGCCUUCGUGUCAGUCACUCGGAGAACUCUAUCUCCGCCUUCAUGAUUUUGAAAAUGCCCUAAUUUAUCAGAAAAAACAUUUAGAUCUCGCCAGGAAUGAAAGUAAUCUUAUUGAACAACAAAGGGCAACCACUCAACUAGGGAGAACAUACCAUGAAAUGUUCUUAAAGUCUGACAACGACCAUCUCUCUCUGAAAAAUGCUAAGAAGUAUUUCAAGUUGUCAAUGGAACUUGCUCAAACUCUGAAGCACGGUCAACAAUCUGAAAAGUUCUCAUUUGUAAAGGAGUACAUUGAUGCACAUAAUAACCUGGGAAUGCUCGAAAUGGAUCUUGAUAACUUGGAGGAAGCCAAAACAUUUCUCUUGAGGGGAUUAGAUAUCUGUGAUAAAGAAGAAUUGAAUGAGAAUGAUGAUGCUCGAAGUAGGCUUCAUCAUAACCUUGGAAAUGUUUACACAGAACUAAGGAAAUGGGAUAAAGCAAGAGAGCAUAUCCAGAAAGAUAUUGUAAUAUGUCACAAAAUUGGACACUGCCAGGGAGAGGCUAAGGGAUAUAUAAAUCUGGGUGAGCUGCAUUACAGGGUUCAAAAGUACGAUGAGGCCAUGACUUGUUAUGCUAAGGCUCUUCAAUUAGCUAAAUCAAUGGAGGAUGAGGAUGCUUUGGUUGAUCAAAUAAAUCAAAACAUGCAAACAGUAAAGGCCGCACUCAAGGUACGGGAUGAAAUGGAAAAAGAAGAGCAAGUUCUAAAAAAAUUGGUAAGGAAAUUGGAGACAGCCAGAGGCACAGAUGGCGAGAGGAAGUGCCUACUGCAACAGUAUUCAUCUCUUGAUCAUCUCAUUGAGAAAGCCAGCACAAUCUUUGCAUGGAUGAAAUAUCAUGCAUAUGCCAAGAAAAGAAAGAAAAUAGCAAGCCAGCUUUAUGACACAGAGAAGUUGGGUGAUUGUUUUCUUGCUAUUGGAGAGUCAUAUCAUAAGCUCAGGAAGUUUGAUAAGGCUCUGAAAUGGCACACAAAGAGCUGGGAAAAAUUCAAAGUAAUUGGGAACUUGGAGGGACAAGCACUGGCAAAAAUCAAUAUUGGUAAUGCUUUUGAUUCUAAAGGUGACUGGGAAUCUGCUUUGGCUUCAUUUAAAGAGGCUUAUAGCAUUGCUAUUGAAGCAAACAAGCCUGUUACUCAGCUGGCUGCUCUAGAAAAUAUGCACUAUAGCCAAAUGAUUAGAUUCGAUAAUGUAGAAGAAGCGAAGAGGCUACAAUUGCUGAUUGACAAGUUAAAGAAGUCGGGGAGUGAUGAUUUUGGAGAGCCAGAUCUUGCAGGGGGGUCGUGCUCUGAAACAGAAACAGAGGCAGGCCCCUCACCAUAUGAUGUAUCAGAUGCAAGUUUUUCACCAACAAAAAGUGAAUUCUGUAAUAAAAAAUUUAACUUUCAUGACACUGCUGAUCAAUCAUGUGAAGAUAUACUCUUGAUUUCCUUGCUUGAUCCUAAAAAGUCAGCUAAGAAGAAAAUUAGUAGCAUUUCCUCUACAAUUCCAUCUGAUUGUUUGCCUAGAAGCUUAACCAAAUCAAGUAGUAGUCAAACUGACAUGAUUGGUCGUAAACGUACCCGCGUUGUCCUGUCUGAUGAUGAUGAAAAUAAUGAGAUACUUUGCUCUGGAAGGAUUGUCAAUGAUACUCAGGUUUCUUUGUCCCAUAAUGUGUUGUAUAAUAAGGAUGUUGUAGAAGAUGUGGCUACGUCAGAUAAUUUUAAAAGUGGGAAACAGCAGUGUACUAAUGCUCAUCAUGCUCAACGGGAUGUCUCGCCAGUAGCCUCAAAAUGUAUAGUUAAUGGUUGCACAGCUAUGAACUUUGAAGAGAGCACCUGUUCUGACAAAUCCAGGACAUCAAGAUUAGAUGAAAGCAACUUUAGAUAUUCCAGUCCACACAGGCCUGUUGAAAAUUCUACUUCUCAUGCUAGUGACAACCCAGUACAUGCUAAUAAUGCUUGUGGUGAUGAACAUUGUAAGCAUAUUAUUGUUAAAAUUGGUGAAGACUAUGUUCAUGUAGAACCAGAGUCAUGUAUGAUUGGCUCUGGUAUCAGCAUAGAUCAAUUGAAGAUUGAAGUGGCAUGUUUGUACUACAGAAAACUUCCUCAUGAGAAGAGAACACAAGGUCUAGUUCCAGUUAUUCAAUAUGUGAAAUAUGAUGGAAGGGUUCUGGAAUCCUCUGAAACAGUUGAUAUUCUAAAUGACCACAUCAGCAGAAAGAGUUGCAUUGAAGUUUCUCUCGGUGUUUGGGUACCUAGGCCGUUGGUGGAACUAUACACUGCAUGCUGUAAAGAGCUAUCUGAGUUACCCAACAUGAACGUUCUCAGGAAAUUGUAUAAUCAAGAGGUGUCUGAGGAUGAGAUAGUUGUAUCUGGCUGUGAGUUGCAAGAUGUAUCAGUGGCACCAUUAAUGAAAGCUUUAGAUAAGCACCAGACAAUUGCUUCUCUAGACCUUUCACACAACUUGUUAGGAAAUGGAACAAUGGAGAAGCUUAAAAAAGUUUUUACUGCAUCACCUCAAACCUAUGGUGGGCUGGCUUUAGAUUUGCAUUGUAACCGGUUUGGUCCAUCUGCUUUGUUUCAGGUAUGCGAAUGUCCCGUGCUAUAUAGUCGGCUAGAAGUGCUUAAUAUCUCCAGCAACCGUUUGACCGAUGCAUGUGCAUCUUACCUUUCGACCAUCUUGCAGAAAUGCAAAGCUCUGUACAGUUUAAACGUUGAACAAUGUUCCAUCACAUCCAGAACAGUUCAAAAAAUUGCCGAUUCUCUGGAUUUAGGAUGUGCGCUCACACAUCUUUAUUUAGUGAACAGGACACAACCAUCCAGUGUCUGGAAAUGCUUUGAUGAAUGUCUUGGCUAAGCUUGCCUGUUUGAAAAAUUUUCAAGAGCUUGAUUUGAGUGGAAUGAAGUUGAGCAAACCAGUGGUAGGUAAGCUUUGUGAGCUCGUUAAGAACACUAGCUUGUCAGACUUAAUACUGGGAAGUACAAGUAUUGGAAAUGAUGGAGCACUUGAAAUACUUAAGUCAUUCUCCGAGAAGAAUCGAGAAACUGGGAAACUCGACUUAUCAUCUUGUGGAUUGAAUUUUUUCUGCAUCACAAGAUUAAACAUUGAAGUUUCCUUAGUAAGUUCUAUUCUGGAGCUGAAUCUUGGAGGGAAUCCAAUCAUGGAAGAGGGUGGAAAUGAAUUGGCAUCCUUGAUUAGCAAUCCACAAUGUUGCCUAAGAGUUUUGAUACUAUGCAAAUGCCAACUUGGUCCUCGGCAAGUUGUCGGGAUACUCAAGGGACUAUCAGAAAACUGCCAUCUGGAAGAGCUCAAUCUUGCUGAUAAUCUUGAUGAAC
This is a messenger RNA of Cuscuta epithymum, 3719 nucleotides long. NCBI's taxonomy places the organism in Eukaryota, Viridiplantae, Streptophyta, Magnoliopsida, Solanales, Convolvulaceae. The record is from the annotation of a GenBank genome assembly.